CUCAGAGCUUCUUCUAGUUCUAUCCAGCUUCCCAUCUCAUCAUGAUGAACAUUACUUUUGGACUCCUGGCCUCUUUGUGCUUGACCGCGGUGUGCAGAGGCGCGGAAGAUGCCCAAGACAAGAAGUCCAUGAAGCGCGGGGUCGGCUUGGGUCUGUACGGCGCAGGAGACUGGGCGGCUAGCGUCUGGCCGUCCAGCGGAGCGGGUCUGGCUGCCGCUGCGGCCGGUGCCGCUGGGUCUUGGCCUGGAGCAGCUCCCUGGCCCGCGGCUGGUAGCGGCGUGGGUCUCGCCGGCUGGCCGCUCAGCGCUGACCUCUCACUGCACGACCCUGCCAACUCCCUGUCUGCAUCCCUGUCUGCAUCCCUGCACGAUCUGGGCAGCCCUAAGUCUCUCGCGGCGUACCAUGGAGCUGCCGCCACCAACGCCCACGAGGUCGCCACCGCUCUGGCCGCUGCCAAGGAGGCGUCCGCCGCUGCCGCUCUCGCCCAACACCGCGUCCAGGCGGCCAAGGAGGCAGUCCUAGUGCAACAGAGGAUAGCCGCGGCUAAGGAAGCGGCUGCCGCUGCCGCUAUCCAGAGGAGCGAAGCCGCAGCAGCCACCGCUGCAGCUAUUCAGAGGUCUCAGGCCGCCGCUGCCGCUAUCCAGAGAACCGAAGCAGCUGCAGCUGCCGCCGCGGCCAUCCAGAGGUCUGAAGCCGCCCAAGCCGCAGCCGCCGCUAUCCAGCGCUCCCAGGCCGCCGCCCACGCUAUCCAGAAGGCCUCCGCCCAUGCAGCCGCCCAAGCAGCCGCUCAAGCCCACAAGCCCUCAUACCACCCAUGGGGCUGAGCCAUCAUCAUGAUGUUUUGUUGUGUUUUC
Molecule: messenger RNA, 854 nt
Organism: Macrosteles quadrilineatus (aster leafhopper)
Lineage: Eukaryota; Metazoa; Arthropoda; Insecta; Hemiptera; Cicadellidae
Product: antifreeze protein Maxi
Exons: 5
Coding region: 42-824 (260 amino acids)
Source: RefSeq, a predicted model, not a curated record